Sebastes umbrosus (honeycomb rockfish) is the source of this 3054-nucleotide messenger RNA. RefSeq names its product glial cell line-derived neurotrophic factor-like. The transcript has 2 exons. The record is from RefSeq and is a predicted model, not a curated record. The coding region runs from base 924 to 1700 and encodes 258 amino acids. Gene Ontology annotation, molecular function: growth factor activity; receptor tyrosine kinase binding; glial cell-derived neurotrophic factor receptor binding. Gene Ontology annotation, biological process: peripheral nervous system development; positive regulation of branching involved in ureteric bud morphogenesis; negative regulation of neuron apoptotic process. NCBI's taxonomy places the organism in Eukaryota, Metazoa, Chordata, Actinopteri, Perciformes, Sebastidae.
AAUUGUGUCAUUUAAUUAUUAAUAAAUGUAUUCUACACUGUGUAGUGUAUUCUGUAUGUUAUCACGAACACACAAUAUUUAGUGCGUCAGCCCUAUGUGAAUGAGUGUAGCAGACAACAAGACAUGCUAUUAAGAUAAGAUGGAGUUCAUUGUCCAAAAGGAAAUUUGUCUUAGACACAUACAGUAUCAGCUAUUAAGAAAUAGAAAAUACUGUGACAGUCAUCAUAAUAGUUAUGACUUGUGGAAGUAACAAAAAUGAAUUGAUAAAAAUGGUGGUGAUGAAAAUGCAUGGGACUUGAAAAAUAGAAAAAUAGAGUGAUAAAUGAAUGACCUGCAUCCAACUUCUUUGAUAAUUCUUGGGACAAAGAAAAAGGGCUGUUGCAUAUGUCUGAGUGGAUAUGAAGAUGUGAAUAACAUCACUCCUCUGCCCUCACCAACUCUGGACCUGGACUUCAACCAUGAGUUUGGUCUCCAUCCCCUCUGUGUAGUCUACAUGGGUGGAGACAGGAAGAGGCAGAGGAUGGACCAUCAGACGUCACCAAUGCCUCCUGUUAGACCUCUCCUUCUCCUCCUCAAGGCUCAGUCAGGAUUGAUGGUGAGAGGGUGAUGAGCAGGAGUCAGUGGAGCUGUGCAUACUGAAUGAAAACCUGCAAACUGGGAGUAUUUUUUGUUGGAUUUGCAAAACAACUUCAGAGGGAAAGUCUGCAUUUUUGCGCUUCUGCAUUUGUGGUUUCUUGCUCCUUGGAUGUUGCUCCACGGUGCAGCGCGUUUGCCAGCUGGCAUGUGAGUGAUAGCGUGCAGUUUACAGUAAGCUGCGCAUGCAAUAAAACACUCCUCUUCUUCUUUCACCAUGCUGUUAAUCGCCAGAUGAUACCUGUUGAUUUUGCAUCGCGCCAUGUCCUUCUGUCGGACCGAGCUGGACAAUGAAGUUAUGGGAUAGCCUGACCACUUGUUUGGUCCUGCUGAGCUCCGUGCACGGCAGCCGGCUGCUCCGGAGCAGACGACCGCAGUCCGAGUCCGAGUCCGCCGAGAGGAGAGGACGAUUCGGGGAGAGUCCUCUGGAGCUCCCUCCGGUUCAGGUUCAGGUCCGCCUGUCUGUCUCCUCCCCGGACAUCAGUCGCUCUGAGGCGGAUACAGAGGACUGGGAAGAGACGCUGGCUGGAGGAGGAACAUACGCCAUGGAGGAGCCCCCACCAAACGAGUUUGAAGAUGUGGUGGACUUCAUCAAAGUGACCAUCAGUAGAAUACGUCGUUCCUCCUCAUCCACCUUGUCCUCAUCUACCUCCUCCACCACCUCCUCCCCCUCCAAAGAAGACCUGAGCAGCCAGACUCGACACAGAAGGGAGAGGAAGAAAGGGGCGAGCCAGCGGAGCGGAGGAGGAAGAGGAAGAGCUAGAGGAGGAGGACAGGGCUGUGUGCUCAAACAGAUCAUCCUCAAUGUGACGGACCUCGGUCUGGGCUACCGCUCCAGCGAGGAAAUGAUAUUCAGGUACUGCUCCGGACCCUGCAGGAAGUCCGAGACCAACUACGACAAAAUCCUUUACAACCUCGCUCAUAACAGGAGGCUUCCUCCCAAAGACACGCCCCCUCAGGCUUGCUGUCGGCCAAUAGCGUUUGACGAUGACCUCUCAUUUCUGGACGACAACCUCGUCUACCACACCGUGAGGAAGCACUCUGCCAGGAGAUGUGGUUGUGUGUAGGAGUGUGAGGUGGCUUUGUGUAGUUUUACAUUCACUCACACUUUGAAGUAUAAUGUUGAGUGUUUUUUCUUCCGAUUUAUCUCACUGUGAGGAAAAUUUCAGACGUUGUAUGCGGCCACGCGUGACUUGAGUCCACCGGUAAAGGAAUAGGUAAGGAGAGGAGGUGGCGUUGCUACAGUUUUUACCCCAAAGCAAUGAUCCUCUUCUUCCUCCAUUAAAAUAUCCACAAUUUCCUUUACAGUUUACAACUUAUAUCGCUAAUAUGUUUAUGAGAUUUUAAACGUCUCCAUGGAUACUCAACCUAAAGGACUGAAAUCAGUCCGGCUCAAUGGAUGAGACUCUUUCUGUCUACUGUAUAGCACAUACAGUAUGUUACAUCGAAGAAGUUAUACACGUAUGAAAUGUAUUUAUGAAAUCUUGAAUUUAUUAACUUAUUGAUAUUUAUUUUGUUUUUAUAAAAGGAAUACAUGUUAUUUAUUAUUGUAAUGUGAUGUCUCAGAGUGUGCCAAAGGUUUAAGUCAAAGAAGUUUAUGGUUUAUUUCCAUAUAAAAGCAGUAAAAUACCGGGUGGUUUACGUUGCAAAAUGAUCUUUUAGGCGCCCUGUGGAGUUGUCUUGUAAACAAAGUUAUGUGUGCAUUCAGUGUUUCUCACUAUGUUGUGUAUCCUUGAGGUCUAACAAAAGAGUUUAAUACAUUUUCUUCCUCGUAAAACAUUUGCAAAGCCGAUUUUUGAAAAGAUGUAUUUUAAAUCGUGCAUUGUUUACAUUCAUGUUCACAAGCUUGCAGUCUUCUUCUUGAACUAUUUUAUAAUUUUUCUAACAUUGUAAUGGCCUGCUAUCUUGGUCAGGUCUCCCUCGAAAACGAUUUUAAUCUCAAGUGACUUCCUGGUUAAAUAAAUAAAAAAUAAAUUCUUCUUUGCCUUUGCAUUGCUACGUUGCUUGUUACCGGGGACCCCCUGUUAAAAAUAUUGCUCUAUAGCACUACUAGUGGUCGAAAACUCCACAGGGUACCUUUAAAGUUUUUCUUCACAGGAAAACCUUCCUCAGUAUCUUGGCGUUUACAAUGUUCUACAACUUUAGUGUCAUUUGACUGCAUUGUUGCCUGUUUUUGUUUUUAAUUAACAAAGUGAGAGAAGCUAUAUCAAAACAUUAGUUCUCAUGAUUAGAAGAAUAGUUGUUUAUUCACUGCUAAUUUCAUGUCCUCCUCUCAGAUGAAUUGCUGUGUUAGUAAAACAAGAUUUCCUCACUUUAGAAACAUAACUACAGCUUUAUUUUUAUACGGUAUUCACUUUUAAAUUGUGUCAUUUAAUUAUUAAUAAAUGUAUUCUACACUGUGUAGUGUAUUCUGUAUGUUAU